UUCUCUCUAUCUCUAUCUCUCUCUUUCUCUGUUUCCUUUUUUCCAAAAUAUUUAAAUAUACGAUUAAAAAAAUUCGGUUGUAUAUCGUCGUCGUGAUCUAUUCCCAUGUUGUGAAAAACUUUACCAGUUAAAAUAAGUUGACGAAUAAUCUCGUUGAAAAGAAAAGAAAAAAGGGAGGAAGAAGAAGAAAAUAAAAAAAAGGGGGGGUCUGGUUAAGAAGAUAAAAGAAAAAGAGUAUCAUCUUUUGAUCGUUUGCCGGCGCAUCUUUGGUGAUUCGAGGACGAAGCUUGGUUGGAUAGAACGGGCAGCAGCCGUGUGCCUACGAAGCAGAAUAAGGAAGAAUAUUAGUAUUAGUGGUGAUGAUGAUGCCACCACCACCACCAGCACCGGAUCAUCGGUGUCGUUAGCACCGGGGCUUAAAAAAUGGCCUCGAUCCUGGGAGACGGAACGGGCCCUGGGGGUCCCUCAGGCCCCUCGAGAUGCCUACUACUUUUACAAAGGUCUCUGGCCAUACAGCUGACCAGAGGUCCGCCUCCUCAAGUUCUCAAUGCCGGACAACGAGAAAGUCCGAAGGAACAUCCAGCCGACGAGAUGUGGAUGUACGAUAAAGGUUAUAAUUUGUUUCAGAGUUUCUUGGAAGCAAAUUCGAAAUGUUGGUGGAAUGCAGCACUUGUCGAUGCAACGAGACAGCUCAGGUAUAAGGGUCACGUGUCGCCAGGUGUAUUAAUGGUCGGUGGGCCACCGUGUGCCCUAGAAGUAUUAAGGGCAGCCUGGGCUAGGAAUGUACUUAGACCACCAGCUGAUCAUGCCAUCACUUGCCUCG
Polistes canadensis is the source of this 823-nucleotide messenger RNA. Its product is annotated as storkhead-box protein 1-like. The record is from RefSeq and is a predicted model, not a curated record. Gene Ontology annotation, biological process: positive regulation of transcription by RNA polymerase II. Lineage: Eukaryota; Metazoa; Arthropoda; Insecta; Hymenoptera; Vespidae. Gene Ontology annotation, molecular function: RNA polymerase II transcription regulatory region sequence-specific DNA binding; DNA-binding transcription activator activity, RNA polymerase II-specific. The transcript has 3 exons. The annotation marks the transcript as partial. Gene Ontology annotation, cellular component: cytoplasm; nucleus.